Tetranychus urticae (two-spotted spider mite) is the source of this 4325-nucleotide messenger RNA. It is a transcript of the gene Fas2, whose product is annotated as neural cell adhesion molecule fasciclin 2. Gene Ontology annotation, cellular component: neuron projection. The record is from RefSeq and is a predicted model, not a curated record. NCBI's taxonomy places the organism in Eukaryota, Metazoa, Arthropoda, Arachnida, Trombidiformes, Tetranychidae. Gene Ontology annotation, molecular function: protein binding.
UAUGUAGUUUCACUUUAUUUCAAAAAAGUUUGAAUUUUCUUUGUAAAAUUGUGAAUUGGUAAACGUUGGAUUUGAUUGGUUUUAUGUGAACAACUUUAAUCAUGAGGAAUAUAUUAACAUCUUUUGUGCUAAGUUUAUUUAUACUUACCUGUAUUGGUAUAACUGUGUCUGCUAACAAUGAAGCCCACGGACGGUUAACCAUUUUUCCGCAGGGUGAAAGAGCUCGGUUUGAGGCUCACAAAACGCUUUUACUUACUUGCCUAGGUAUUAACGUAGAGCCUAGAUACUUUUCGGACUUUCAAUGGUUCAAUCGAGAUAAUGAGCGCAUCUUUUCAGACCAAAGGAUUCGAUUAAAGCAAUCUGCAGGUUCCCUCAGUUUAAUAAUAAAUGAUCCUGAUAUUGGUGACGGAGGUAACUACCGUUGUACUGCAAUCUAUCAAAAUACCAAGCCACUUAAUGCUUCUAUCGAGAUUAUUGUGUUCAAAAGUAUUACUUGGGAUGAUUGCCCAGAAGAUCAAUUUCUUAUAAUGGGUUUAGAAAACCAAAAGAUUGUGUGUAAAGUUUCAUCCAAACCAACUUCCAAAAUCGGUUGGGAAAAAGACCGUCAAGAAUUGGACAAGCAAAGAUAUUCCAUUACUAAUGAUGGGAUUAUGGUAAAAGGGCCUGUAUCUAAUGAAACUUCUGGGUUAUAUAAGAUAACAGCAUCUAUCUUAGAACAUGGUAUCCUUAGAGAUCGUAAUAUCAGAGUUCAAGUGUUAGUGAAACCGUCCAUAGUUGAAUUUGCCAAAUCUGGAGAAAUUGUUGAAGGUGAAAGAGCGGUAAUUGACUGUAAAGCAACUGGAACACCUUUACCAUUCUAUUCAUUCAUUGACAAUCGUCGAAGAAACUUAACAUUUGAGUCUGGUUAUACUGUUGAUACAGUUAAUGGAAGGCUAAUUAUUGAGUCAGUAAAAAAAGAUACUGAAAAUCAAUAUAUUGAGUGUCAUGCCUCAAAUACAGCUGGUGAGGCUAACCAAAGAAUGGAACUCAAAGUUUUCACCAAACCUGUGGUAUUUCAAUUUGAAAAUGUUACUUAUGGUGAAGGAACACGACAGGAGUGGAGUUGCAAAGUUCGUGGCAACCCAAUUCCUCAAGUUGAAAUUGUAAAAGUUACCAGCUCUCAAGAUGGAUUGGAAAAACAUCGAUUACCUAUUGUUGCUUCUCCUUACACUUUUGAAACCAAAAAUAUUGGUUUAAAUGAAAUUGAAUUCCGUAUGAAAGUUAACGCAGUUACACGAAAGGAUGAUGGACUUUAUUUUUGUCGUGCUAAAAAUAAGGCUGGUGUAACGGAAGUUGUGGGUCACAUUCAAGUUGAAUUCGCGCCUGACCUUUCAUUAACCAAUACCAAUGUUAAAACUUGGGCAAGUAACCCAGUUAACCUGACAUGCAUUGCUGAAGCUAUUCCUAAUGCAACCAUUUCCUGGAGGUUCAACAAUGAAGAUAUUCGUUAUCAACUUUCAGAUAGUUUCGCUAUUUACGAAGGUAAUGGAAUUAGCCAUUUGCUGGUUAAACCAAAUGCUGGGAAAUACGUUUAUGGAGCCUAUUUAUGUGUUGCUGAAAAUUUAAAAGGAAUCAAAACAGUAGAGAUAAAGUUAACUGAAGCUUUUAGUCCAAAAGCCCCAAAUGUGAAGAUAAUUAAAACGCGUCCAACUUCCAUUGAACUGGAACUAUCUGAUGUUGAGUCAGACUUACAAAUAAAAAAUUAUGUUGUCAAAUAUUGGCGUGAGUCUGAAGCUGACACAGAAAAGCAAAAAAUUUGGCCCGCUUCUGGUAAAAUUUAUCGCAUUGAAGAUUUAACCCCAAGAACACGUUACCGAAUGACUUUUGCUGCUGAAAAUGAUGUUGGAACUGGAGAUUUUACUCCUUUCCGUGUUGAAUCUACACCAGGGGAAAGUAGACCCGAAAAACCUAUUUUCUUGUUCGACGGUGAUCUUGAAACUCGUCAAAUGGCCAUAGAUGGACAUGUGAAAAGUAAUUACGGUGAUAGGUAUCAUGUUAGAUGGAAUCAAGCUGAAGAUAAUGGACGAGUAGUUACUCAUUACCUUAUUAAAUAUUAUAAAGUUCAUAAAACUCAAGAUGGUUAUUUAAUCAACGGUGAAGAUAAUGCCGAAGUUAAAGUGAAUGCUCAUGACUCUUUGGAAUAUACUUUGCGAUAUUUAUCUCCAAAUACUAUGUAUAAAAUUGAGCUCUAUGCAGUAAAUUCAAUAGGAACUAGCGACCCAAGUGAACUCAUCUUUAAAACUUCAACCUCUGCUUCAUCUCCUUCUGGUUGGGGUCAAGACUUGGACUAUGAUGAAUCCUACAACAGCAUGGGAACAGCACUCAUCUCGGUUGCCAUAUCACUCAUAAUAAUCCUCAUUUUAAUGGACAUAAUCUUCUAUAUCCGUUGUAAAGUUGGUGUAUUAUAUUUCAUCAAAAGCUUCAUCUGGCCUGAGACAUCAGUCAAUAGUCAUAAAAAAGCAAAAUCCAAUGAUUUCCAUCCUGCCAACCUUGGAUCAAUUUCGGAAGUCAAGCGAUCAUCAAGAAGUGAAAUUGAUAAUCCCGCUUUUGAUUCUAAUAACGGAAAGAUUAGAAGUGAUGAACUAACACCCAUGAUGUUGGUUACUGAUUCAAGAGGAGAUAUUCAUGACCGAGUCAACAACCAUCAAGUAAUCAGAAAGCCCAAAGAUAGUGCUGUAUAAAGAGGCGCGUUUGUGUUUAAUCAACACUCAACUAUAAAAAGUGUGUUUCUUUUCUACUGUGAAACUAGUUUCAUUUGCAACUCAGCAAAAUUGUAUCAUCAAAAAGUCAUCAACCAUCAUCAAAGUUCAGAACCAAAGACUUUCUUUCCCCUGCCUCUCGCAAAUUUAUAUAUAAACCAUUAUUUGCAUAAAUCUAUAUAUAUUUUAUAUUUCUGACAGCAUUCCUGAUGCAAAUUGAAUCUCAUAAUAGUCUAUAUAUCAAAGUAUAUAUAUAUAUUUAAAUCUACUCACACAAUGAAAAUUACAAAAACACAUCAAUACACAACAAACAAAGUAUCAUUAACAAAUAGCAUAAAGAUGAAGAUGAAAUUAACAUCCUGGCUUCCCAAAGUCAAUGGUGAAGAUAUUGACACACCUCGACGCCAUUGAAAUGGUCUUUUUUUCAUACAUCUAAUAACUGACUAUUUAAUCACCCGACAAUUGUUUGUGUAUGGAAGGUGACUGAGAUCAUCAAUACAACUCUCUUUUCAAAUAGUCAUAAUCUCCAUCUAUCAUCAUCUCCAUUAUCAUCAUCACCAUCUCCAUCACCAUCACCAUCAUCAACUUUCACUUUCCAUCAACAAAAAAAAACAAGUCAACGAAUCCCAUUUUUCACCUUAUAUGUACCUAUAGCUGGGGACAACAGCAACCAAAUCUUUUUUGUCGAGGACUUAAUACAAGAAUGUAUGUAAAAUUUGGCGAUAAAAUCAUCUGUGAAAUCACACAUUUUUUUACCACCAAACAAAAACAAAGUCAAAUAUUUCAGAUUUUUGUUCAUCUCUCUUUUUUUGUCUUGUUAACAUAAGUAACAAACAACUCUAUCAUCAAUAUUUAUAUCUUUUCUGCCAUAAUUGUAAAACCCAACCAGUAGAGAUACAUGUAUUUUGGAUUGGCCUAUUUGAUAAUUUCGGAUGGAUUUCUUGAUCCUCUUUUUUUAUGUGAUAUCUCAACGUAAAACUUGACGAGCUUCAUUAUUCAGCCACUGAAAUCAUCUUUAACUCUCUCCUCACUCAACCAUGAUUUAAUGUCAUUACUAUUUUGCACAACAUCUUACUCUUUCUCUCCCCCAAUACAUAUACUCUUGAACUUUUCUUUCACUUUUUUUUCGUUUCCCAGUGAUUCUUUUCAACUACUCUUGUCGAUUUCAAGACAUCAAAAUGGAUUGCAAGGAAUAAUGAAAACGCUUCAAGAUUUAUCCAUCAACACCAAAUGAUCAAUCACCAAUUUCCAGACUCAUAUGAUUUACCUGCCUGAUCUUACAGUCAUUACUCAGAUUGAAAGUGAAAUUUGAAAAAUGACGACAUUUCUUGGCAUGGUCACGGUUCAAAGAUAUUACCUUGCAAAUUGAAGGAAAUUAUUACCAGGAAUAAAGGAUGAGGAUAAAAAGAUGGAAUGAGCCAAAUAAGUAAAUGAGAAACCAAGUAAUUUGCAGAAAAUUUUGAAAAAGAUUCAUAAAACUUUGUCCAUGUUUAACUGCCUUCUCCAUUGGUUUGAAAAAUCAUGACGAUUGCUUACUUUUGAAGCUUAAAUUAAAAGAUAUGAAGAUAACCAAAACCCAAAAAAAAA